Molecule: messenger RNA, 2972 nt
Organism: Lytechinus variegatus (green sea urchin)
Lineage: Eukaryota; Metazoa; Echinodermata; Echinoidea; Temnopleuroida; Toxopneustidae
Product: OCIA domain-containing protein 1-like
Exons: 2
Coding region: 127-960 (277 amino acids)
Cellular component (GO): endosome
Source: RefSeq, a predicted model, not a curated record
CAAUAUCGAUAUCACAUUCGUAAAUUGUUGACGCCCUCUCCGUUCGUUUGUAAAUAUUUCAUAGUUUGGCUGCCUUAAUUUGGAUCGAUUUAGCUGUGCUUUUCCCAACUAAACAUCGAUUCAACCAUGGCAACAUAUUCUGACAACACACCUGAGAAUCCAUCUCCUGUCGAUGCGACCAUUCAACAACAGAUGAAGGAAGGUCGCUACCAGUUCACAGACGAGGAAAAGCGGGCUUUGCGGGAAUGUAGAUUUGAGAGUUUUUGGUACCGUUCCUUUCCUAUUGCCACUGUGUCCGGACUGUCAACACACAUGCUUGUGCAGAGAGGAAUUCUGAACCCUAGCAAACGCUUUGGUUCCAUCCCAAAGGUGGUGUUUGCCACUAUGUGUGGCUACAUCUUUGGCAAGAUGCUCUAUGUUCAGAAGUGCCGUGAGAAGUUCCUGAAGCUUGAAAACUCUCCCUUUGCCGAGAUGAUGAGGAGGGGCAGAGGGGGCAUGCCACCUGCCGAGUUUGGCGGGAUGAGUAUACCUGGGUAUGGAACUGGAAGCAACCCACCUGUAGAGGAAGAACUUUCUGUCGAUGAUAACUUCCGACCAGACACACCUUGGAGUGGAGGACACGACCAGAGAUUGAACAUGGAUAUAGAUACCAGCCAAGUCAAGGGAAUAGACAACACCUUCGAUUCUGACCUCGCCAAGCGUCGCGAGGACGAGAGGGCAGCCUCAAAGCGGGAAUUCACAGGAACCUACGACGAGCUCCGGAAGCACCACCGAGCGAAGAAUGCACAGCAGUACACCCAAGUUCUUCCAGGUCAUUACCAGCCGAGGUCCCCACCUGAUGUUACUCCCCAUCAAGAUCAACCAAGGCCAAAGUUGCCUGCCCAGGAUGAAUUCAGUCUUGGUGCUCGAAACAGGAGUAAAAUGCUAAAUAAAUAUGGAGAUUCAUGGGAGAAAGAAUGAAUAUGUAUCCCUGCUGGUGGAAUAGAAGCUUAGAUGUAUCUAUAAAAAAAAUAAUAAAAAAAAUCACAUUACAAUGAGAAUGAUAUGAUUGUCUUUCUUUGCCUUGUCAUAAUGAUUAUUUUGGGGGGUUGGUUUGGAAAGGAUGUCAUUUGAAAAAUUAUCUUGUCAUUAAAAUCUGAGGUCUUGUCUCUCUUCAUGUCUUGUGACCAUGCGAUAUAUAACUUCUUUGAUCCAGUUAAAAUUUCUUCAACAAAUAUGACAUAAGCUUUCAAAUUUGUAUCUUUUAUCAAACUAGUAACGGUAAACUCCUUCCAUUUCAUCUAUCAGUUCAUCAUAAUCUUGGAUGUAUUGCUGUUGAUUUAUGAAAAUUGCAACCACUGGUUUCAUAUGCAAUUGUUAGCAAAAUCACUUUGCUUCCCAUUUUUUAACAACUCCUUCUGCAUACAUAUCAAGAUCUUAGAUAAUAUUUUGUUUUUUAAAUGAAAUAUUGCAUUUGUUUCCCAUAUGAGAGUCAAAUUGGCCUUUUCCCCUACUUGUAUUCAUAACUUGGGCUUCAUUUUGUAUGAUUUAUAAAAUAAAUAUGUGAUGCAUGAUAUUUCUUUGAAGUGGCAAAACUGAGUUAAGAUUCUAUGAUUGAUUGAAUAAGAAUCACAUUGAAAAAGGGAAAGUUAAAGUAAGUAAAACAAAAUUUGAUGAAUUAUGACUGCAGUGUGUAUUUGAAAGGAGUAAAUGAUGAUUUGUGGCUAACCAGGUAGCAUACACAAAUGUAGUAUUCAGAAGCGAGGGGCCACAUCCUCCCCUCGAAAACUGGCCAAUAUAUAGAUAAAAAGGGCACUUUCAUUGGGUCCCCACGUCUUACCCUAUCUCGCCUGCUUGCAUGCAACAGAUUCCAUCACAUCCUGACUUCCAUCAACACACUGCUGAGAUCCACAAAAUAAAGUCCAAGUGUUGCACAGUUCAAAGUUGCAAGUCAUGUUCCCAGAGGCAUUCAAUUUUUGAUUGAUUGAUUGAUUGGUGGUGAUUUUUUACCUAAGUUGUAAGCAAGCAACCAGAGGACCAACGGCUUAAGGUUCUCUCUGAAGGACCUGGUACUGAGGAUUAAUGCCUUACCAAAGGGCACUAGCGCACCAAGUGGGAAUCGAACCCGGGUCACCGGAAUACAAAUCCCCGCUCUGCCGACUGAGCUAUCGUGCCUCUUCUUUUAAUUUUAAUUUAAUAACUCAAACAACAAACUGAUCAGAAUUAAUCAUUAAUUCAUCACAAGACCCUCAACUUUUGCAGGUUCCAAAGGUGUUGUCACUCAGAAACUAGAAAGCCCAGAAAGCUAAUUCCUACCAAAUUUAAUUUUCAUUCCCUUUAGUUGGCAGUGCUCACUCAAGCAUGAAUAGUUUUCCAACUGUUUGGUGUCAUUUGAAAGUUGAGUUUAUUGGCUUUCCAAUGUAAGCGUUUCCCUCAUAGUGAUACAUUUUUUAUUCGGCAGCCAUUUCAAAAGUGUAUAGUAUUUUGAGACACCGUAGUUCUAUUUCUUGACGACGACGAUGAUGAUAUUUGUUUCACAUUACACUAUUACGUCACUCUAUUGUGCAUAGAAAAUGAUAACCAGACCACCCAAUUUGUCCUUGUGAACAAUUAAAUCUAGUUUAUAUGUAUGUUAUCAUAUGAAAUAAUUUUCAUUCAAAUUUUGUCCUCCCAAGGAUGAAAAGGAUAAUAGAUAGACUACUGGUUUUAUGUGUAAGAUAAUCAUUGCUUGAACUCAUUUUGAUACAAGGGUGACAUGUACACACUUCUUAAAAUAUGAAAUAUGAUUUCAUGUAGUAACAUAAGAGAAUAGAUAAUCAGGACAUGGCAUCCAAACUAUUGCAUAUUUAUUAGAGUGUUCUUACAACUUUUUUCACACAAUAUUACAAAAAAUACUCAAUAACUUUAUGUCUUCAGUAUCAAUCAGAUUUUGAUGAAUUUUAGCAUUUAGCUCUGUGAAUUUACUCUAUUUAGAUAUAAAUAUUCAACCCAGA